Vicia villosa (hairy vetch) is the source of this 2132-nucleotide messenger RNA. RefSeq lists its product as uncharacterized. The transcript has 7 exons. The record is from RefSeq and is a predicted model, not a curated record. The coding region runs from base 111 to 1139 and encodes 342 amino acids. Gene Ontology annotation, biological process: proteolysis. Lineage: Eukaryota; Viridiplantae; Streptophyta; Magnoliopsida; Fabales; Fabaceae. Gene Ontology annotation, molecular function: metalloendopeptidase activity; ATP binding; ATP-dependent peptidase activity.
UUUUAUGUGAUGGAGAACACACUCAAUGCAAACACAACACGCGAACUGGAAAACAAAAUAAUAAAAUAAAAACUAAGAACAUAGUUUAUUUCAUUCAAGAAUUUGAUUAAAUGAUUGGUCUUGGUUUGAUGCAUGGUGUCUCUGUGGGCGUGGCUCUCCCAUCAUGCUCCGGGCAACCAAAACUUGUUGCAAGGUUGAGAAUCAAAUGCUCUACCAAAGUUGGAUCUUAUAGCUCUAGACAACAAUUACUGGAAAGUGUAGACAAGGAGCUAACCAAAGGGGAUGAUAGAGCUGCUCUUGCAGUUGUCAAGGAUUUUCAAGGCAAUCCCAGCGGGCUUCGCGCUUUCGGCGCAGCCAGGCAGGUUCCUCAAAGGCUUUACACAUUGGAUGAAUUAAAGUUAAAUGGAAUAGAAACUGCGUCUCUUCUAUCACCAGUGGAUACAACUCUUGGUUCCAUUGAGAGAAACUUGCUUAUUGUUUCUAUUCUUGGAGCUUUUGCUGCUUGGAAUGUCCUUGGAAUUUCUCAACAACAAAUCUUCUAUAUAUCAUUGGGAUUGUUGUUUCUCUGGACAUUUGACUUGGUUUCUUUUGGCGGAGGUAUUGGUAGCUUGGUUGUUGAUACAAUUGGUCACAACUUCAGUCAGAAAUACCAUAACAGAGUUAUUCAACAUGAAGCUGGCCAUUUUCUAAUCGCGUAUCUAGUUGGAAUACUUCCUAAAGGAUAUUCAGUUUCUAGUUUGGAUGCUCUGAAGAAGGAGGGUUCUCUUAAUAUUCAAGCAGGCACGGCGUUUGUGGAUUUCGAGUUUGUUGAAGAAGUUAAUGCGGGGAAAGUAUCAGCUACGACAUUGAACAAGUUUUCAUGUAUAGCCCUGGCCGGGGUAUGCACGGAGUAUCUUAUAUACGGAUUUUCUGAAGGAGGUCUAGAUGACAUAAGAAAGUUAGAUUCUUUGCUCAACGGGCUAGGCUUCACGCAGAAGAAGGCGGAUUCUCAAGUUAGAUGGUCUGUGCUAAACACAGUCUUACUCCUGCGUCGACAUGAAGUAGCUCGAGCUAAGCUUGCUGAGGCAAUGUCCGCGGGAAGUUCGGUAGGAUCCUGCAUUGAUAUUAUAGAGAAUUGUAUCGACGUUUCAGAUCUAUAACUGAAGCUACUGGAUCCUGUCGACAGUUUCCUUCACCCUCUUGAUAUUGUUCUCUCGUCUCCUAGUUUAUUGAUUAAAAUUUCGAAAAGCUUCCAUUCGGUUUUAGGCUGCUAAAAUCUUCUGCAAGAGGGAUGUGAAUAGCUUUUGUUACUACGGAAAGAAGUAUAUAAGUGCAGUUCAUUUAUGAUGUAACCCUGCUAAGUAGGCCUAGUUUUCAUGAAUAUAAAUAAACUUGUAUAUAUAUGAGGUAUACUUAAAUAACUGUUGGAUAAAUAAAUCCAGCGUCACCCUUAGGGAUUCGAAUGGGCUUAACAUCCCAACCCAUGGCGCCUAGAGAGAGUUUACAAACCUCGCUUUAGGUGCAGCCCCUGAGGGCUCAUACUAUAAGGAAAUAAAGUUGCGCCCUCACUAACAGCAAUUGCUUUUAGCGCAGUGGUAAGCGCUUGAUCCUACAAUAACUCAUUAUUGUUAACAUUUUUAAACACAUGUAUGGUUAUGCAUUAGAAAGGGCUUGACUAUUGUAUGAACAUUUUAACCAAAGAAAUUCAGUCUUUGAUCGUAUAGCUGAGGCAUUGUCACUGGCAUUAAGCUCACGUGUUAGCUACGUAUCUUAGUCUUGAGGCUUUUUGGUGAAUCCUACUUGACUGAGAAGUUAAUCAUCUGUAACAAGAAAUAAAGCAUUCUUUUUAUUUUUAAAAGAACUGUUGUAUGAUAUCUACUCUUAUUACAAUUAGAAUGAAAUGUUUCUUCUAUUUCCUUGCAACCCGUACCACGCCACGACAAGCAACUGUUCUGUGUUAGGUAAAGGUUCAAUAAAAGAAAGUUCACAUCUAAUCUAGAUUUUGAACACCUAUGCUAAUCCUCGGGAUCUCAUGUGAGAAAAUAUGUAUGAUUCAAAUUCAUUUUCAGUUACACAUUCAUACUUGAGCGUUAAAUGCUAAUGUUAUUGUCACCCUCCUCUCCAACAUAUGAGAAGCACAAAUCCACCACAUC